Messenger RNA from Tribolium castaneum (red flour beetle), 2047 nucleotides. Its product is annotated as fatty-acid amide hydrolase 2-B. The transcript is spliced from 7 exons. The coding region runs from base 447 to 2003 and encodes 518 amino acids. Lineage: Eukaryota; Metazoa; Arthropoda; Insecta; Coleoptera; Tenebrionidae. The record is from RefSeq and is a predicted model, not a curated record. Gene Ontology annotation, cellular component: endomembrane system.
GUGCUCGAAUGGGUUUUAUCUUUUUACAUAGUUUAUAUGCGACAGACUUCGACCCGAAAUUAUUAACAAAUUCGGUUGGCGAAGAGAUAUAAACACUGAAGCGCGCAUGUCUGACUUAGUUUACAGGUGGUGGUUAUUUACCGAUAAGUUUGAACUGUUUUAAUCUAAAAGCGUGACAGUUUAUUUUAAGUCCGGUCCUUACUCUGAAUGCUCAGUGUAUAUGGUUUCAACUAAAAAAUAAAUUGCCACACUUAAUUAUUUAAGUACUGUGAUUAUAAUUUUGGUUUAUGGAUGCACGCUCGUGUACCUAAUGAAAUACGAAAUAAUCUGCUUAUAAUUACAAGAUUUGCAAAUAUAUAAUGUUUGUGCACUAAAGGUGGUUUUAUUCUUAUUUAAGACAGCCAACAAGUCAAACUAGAUUUAAAGUAGUUUUAAAAUACUUCCAGAUGUAUCCAACGUCUGUGAAACUAGUGAUAUGGACCGUUAAAGCGUUCCUCGAGGUAAUCUACGCCCCGCUUUUCCUCAUCCGCCUGUUCAAAAAGCCGCGAAAAUGCCCCCCAAUCACCAACAAACUCCUCCUUUUGCCGGCAACGGAAUUAGCCAAACGCAUCCGCAAAAAACAGAUCCCCAGCACGGAAGUUGUCAAAGCUUACAUCGCCCGAAUCGAAGAAGUCAACCCUAUCAUCAACGCCGUUCUGGAAGCUCGAUUCGAAAGAGCGCUCCAAGAGGCGAAGCAAGUCGAUAAAUUGCUGCAAGAGACCGAUCUCAGCGAGGAGCAGUUGGAAGAAAAAUUUCCCCUGCUAGGCGUCCCGAUCAGUAUUAAGGGGAGCAUCGCUGUUGCAGGAAUGAUACAUAGUGCAGGGAGAGUCGAUCAUAAUGUGGUAGCGCCAAUCGAUGCAAUCCCUGUUAGGCACGUCAAAGGAGCGGGGGCUAUACCUCUGCUCACAUCUAACGUUCCGGAGCUUUGCAUGAACUGGGAGACCAAAAAUAAGAGGAUCGGGAGGACGGCAAACCCUUACAACAGCGGCAGGACCUGCGGAGGCUCCUCCGGAGGAGAAGCGAGCCUUAUCGGCUGUGGGGCCUCUCUCCUAGGCCUGGGCUCUGACAUAGCCGGCUCAUUGCGAUUACCAGCGCAUUAUUGCGGCGUCUGGGGGCACAAGCCUAGCCCUCACGUCGUUUCCUCCGAGGGCCAUUACCCCGAUUGUAAAAACAAAGAAGAAUGGAACAAAGUUUUCACGAUAGGACCUAUGGCAAGAUACGCCUCUGACUUGAAAAUUCUCUUGAACAUUGUUGCAGAACCUGACGCUCGAAAUUUGCUCAAAUUAAACGAAACGGUAGAUGUUAAGAAAAUUAAAAUCUAUUAUAUGGAAGAAGUGAAGUCUCCACUACCGAAUCGACUCAAUUCCGCCGUGAUCAGCGCUAUCGAGAGAGUUCGGACGCAUUUCGACAUUCUCUGUGAUUCAAAUUGCACGAAAGUUGAUUUUCCACGAAUGAAGCACUGCACCGAGGCGUCUUAUCUGCGACUGUUGAAUAUCGAAGACGUUGAUAACAUUUUUGAGGGCAGCAGAGGCGAUGGCGUUUACUUGGAGAUACUCCGGUAUUUAGUUUGCCAAUCGAAACACGAAUUCACUUCAAUCGGCUAUGGUUUUCUGCGCCGCAACAUCCACUUAAUCCCCCCGAAAAUCAUGAAUAAAAUUUACAAAUAUCUAGACGAUUUGCGUAACGACUUUCUCAAGAUUUUGAAGGACAACGCCGUUGUGAUCCUCCCAACGUGCCCCUGCGAAGCCACUCACCAUGGCGACGUCCUCCGAAAAAUUUUCAAUCCGGGCUAUUUAUCGAUUUUUAACGCUUUGGGCUUCCCAGUGACGAAUUGUCCAGUCGGGUUUAAUAAAAACGGAUUACCGAUCGGGAUACAAGUCGUGGCAGCUCCGAAUUGUGAUAGAUUGACGCUGGCCGUGGCAGAAGAGUUGGAAAAAGCCUUCGGUGGAUGGAAAUUCAAUUAAUUGUACAGAGAAUAAGACUUGAAAUAUACAAAUUAUCUUGUUAA